This is a messenger RNA of Zea mays, 1321 nucleotides long. RefSeq lists its product as uncharacterized. The record is from RefSeq and is marked provisional. Gene Ontology annotation, biological process: DNA topological change. NCBI's taxonomy places the organism in Eukaryota, Viridiplantae, Streptophyta, Magnoliopsida, Poales, Poaceae. Gene Ontology annotation, molecular function: double-stranded DNA binding.
CUGUAACUGGAGUACUUAGUACGGGCAGUCUAUAGCUUCUCCAUUGCCCGGUUUGCAAGCAAGGAAUUGAUGAACAAGCAUGGGGCUGGCCGGCCGUCUGGGCUUUGCGGGCAGGGCAAGGACGCCGCCAGCUACCACGUGCUGUCCUUCCUCCUCGGCGCCGCUCUCCCCACUGCCCUCCUCUUCUACCUCGCGUCCGACCGGCUCGGCGAGGGCUUGUCCAGCAUCUCACCGAGCAGCUGGGGGAGCAGCCGAACCCCGACGACCCAGCAGCUAGCCGGCGCCACUGAUCACACUGCUCCUACUUCUCCUACCUCCCAAGGUCAAGAGUCCGAAUUUGCAGAACUGGCUGAGCUGCUACCCAGAGUCGCCACCGACGACGACAGGACGGUGAUCCUCACGUCAGUGAACGAAGCAUUUGCGAGGCCUAACUCGUUGCUCGGCCUGUUCCGCGAGAGCUUCCGGGCCGGCGAGGGGACCGAGCACCUCCUUGACCAUGUCCUCGUCGUCGCGGUGGACGCCAUGGCGUUCGUCCACUGCAAGGCCGUGCACCCACACUGCUACCGCCUCGAGGUGGAUUCCGCCACGUACCUCAGCUCCGAGAGCAGCUUCUUGAGCGCGGCCUACGUGGAGCUCGUCUGGGCCAAGCUCUCGCUGCAGCAGCGCGUCCUCGAGCUCGGCUACAACUUCCUCUUCACGGACGUGGACGUCGUGUGGUUGCGCAACCCGUUCCGGCACAUCAGCGUGUACCCGGACAUGACGACGACGUCGAGCGACAUAUUCCACGGCGACGCAAACAGCCUCGACAACUGGCCCAACACCGGCUUCUACUACGUCAAGGCAACGAACCGGACGGUGGAGAUGCUGCGGCGGUGGCGGGCUGCGCGGAGGAGGUUCCCGCCGAACCACGAGCAGGCCAUAUUCAAUCAGAUCAAGCAUGAGCUCGCCGCCGACCUCGGGGUGCGCAUCCAGUUCCUCGACACGGCGCGUUCGCCGGCUUCUGCCGGAUCUUCCACAGUGACAUGGGCGCGCGUGCACCAUGCACGCCAACUGCUGCUUCGGGCUCGCUAACAAGCUGCACGACCUCAGGGAAGUGCUCGGCCAGUGGAGGAACUACACCGUCCUGCCGCCGCAGGAGAAGAAGAGCCGAAAGUUCAUCUGGAAGGAUCCCGGCAAGUGCGGAACGCCGGACAAAAAGAACUGGUCGAUAAAUACAUGAGAUCACGUAUCCCUAGAAGCGACUAGGGCACUGGACUGCCUGAUAUAAUUCUCGUUUUUCAACCACAAAUUGGUGAAACAAAUAAAAUGGUAUAUGUUGUUA